AUGAGGACGCACUUCUCGCUAGGACCCUUCAUUGGAGUCUUCCUAACUCUCGCCUUUGCGACCCUCGCUGCAAAGGGACACACGGUCAUCGUCUACCCGGGAUGGAGAGAGAACAACCUGCACAGCAACGGCACCGUGGACGAAACCAACGGCGCCGGCGUGGCCAUCAGAUCAAACACCUCUGAGCUGCUAUAUCCAUACGGCAUGCAAUGGAUCUACCCAUGCGGCGGCACAGUAACCAGCACGAACCGAACAAAAUGGCCCAUCAAUGGCGGUGCCAUCUCCUUCCAGCCAGGAUGGUUCCCAGGCCACAAGACCGCGCUCAUCUACAUCAACCUGGGCAUGGGCACUACUCCCCUCAACAUGAGUCUGCCCAUGGUCCCGCCCUUCCAGAUAACCGGUCCAACCGUUGCCCCGUACCCAGGCACCUUUUGCCUCCCCCAGGUUCCCGACGAUGGCUCGAGGGCGGGUUCAAAAAAGAGACAUCCCAAAGUCAGCUUUGAGGACGAGACAGAAGUCAUCGGCCAUGGCAUCAGUCCUCCUACCUCUCCAGAAUCUCUAACAUCUCAAAGUCCAAGGGCACAUACACCUCGGUCGUGGAGCGACAGUAUCAUUCAAUCAAAGUUCGGCGACGACGAUUCGAACGACUUUGAGCAGUUCUUCACUCCACGACCCGCCCUACCGUCAUUCGGCAGCAUUCGGGGUCGCAAGCCAUCGAGAUCACAGGAUGUUGAGGAUGACUCGAAUCCAGCAUUGGAAAUAUCUUCUUCCUCUGCCGACCAUGCAAUCGGUGGGAUCCUUUCUACUGCUGGUGGGAGAGAUCAGAGCAAACAUGAUGCAAACGCUAAUCUACAGCUGCCGCCUGAAGUGACAUCACUGGAGAGCACCGGCUACAGCUCACUAUCAGACGACACUUCCAGCGAUGAAGGGCCAGAGCUACAGUAUCUCCCAGCACAUCUCGAUAGUAAGAAGGAUGAUACCCCAGCGUCAAAGGAUACACCCAGCCAAGCCAACGGAACUUCACAACCUCGCCAAAUAAAGGCGGAAAAUCACCUGAAGCCGACUCCCGCGAUAUUCAUCCAGCCCGCUACACCAGGUAUGGAAGAGGUCACGCACUCUAAAAGGCCAUCCUCUGAGAUACCCAACAAUGAACACACGCAAGGAGUUUACUCGUAUUUCUCGGCAAAUGAUAAAAAGCCUCUGGCUCGUAAGGAGGAAGAUGAUGACUCUAACUCUGAUUCGGGGAAUAGUGUCUAUAGUGAUGCCUAUGAAGAUCUCUCGGACAUGGAGGGCGAUGGGUUUGGUUCUAUUGAUGCGAUAGUCGAUAGAUCAGUACCUCCAUCGCCAUCAACCACCGCCAGACUUCUACUUUAA
Molecule: messenger RNA, 1374 nt
Organism: Trichophyton rubrum CBS 118892
Lineage: Eukaryota; Fungi; Ascomycota; Eurotiomycetes; Onygenales; Arthrodermataceae
Exons: 4
Coding region: 1-1374 (457 amino acids)
Source: RefSeq, a predicted model, not a curated record